GCGCGGCUUCACCGGGGUCAGUCGGGGAGAGGAGCGGGACCGGGAUCGGGACCGGGAUCCUAGCGGGAGCGGGGGGUCCCUGCCGCUCUCCCUUCGGGCUCUCCGUGUCACCGGGAGCGGGGCGGGAGCGACCCGGUGGGUCCCGGGGAGGAGGGCCGGGCUGCCCGGUGCCGCAGCCAUGGCCAACCACCUGCGCUUCGUGGGCCGCACGGUGAUGGUGCACAACGGGAACGUGGAGGCGGCCUACGGCGUCCUGAACAGGAUCCUGGCGCAGGACGGCGUGGCCGAGGCGGUGCGGCGCUCCCGCUACUACGAGAAGCCGAGCCGGGCGCGGCGGCGGCGGGCGUUCGAGGCGUGCCGCCGCGUGUACUGCGCCGAGAUGGCGCGCAGGAUCGCCUUCCUGGCCAGGAGCGCCCGCCAGGACCCGUGGCCGGGCUGCUGAGCGCGGACCCGCGGCAAUAAAAUCGCUCUGGCUCCGA
Messenger RNA from Passer domesticus (house sparrow), 479 nucleotides. It is a transcript of the gene MRPS21, whose product is annotated as mitochondrial ribosomal protein S21. Gene Ontology annotation, molecular function: structural constituent of ribosome. Gene Ontology annotation, cellular component: ribosome. The transcript has 2 exons. NCBI's taxonomy places the organism in Eukaryota, Metazoa, Chordata, Aves, Passeriformes, Passeridae. Gene Ontology annotation, biological process: translation. The record is from RefSeq and is a predicted model, not a curated record. The coding region runs from base 179 to 442 and encodes 87 amino acids.